Molecule: messenger RNA, 3485 nt
Organism: Pseudopipra pipra
Lineage: Eukaryota; Metazoa; Chordata; Aves; Passeriformes; Pipridae
Product: S-adenosylmethionine synthase-like
Exons: 10
Coding region: 298-1467 (389 amino acids)
Biological process (GO): S-adenosylmethionine biosynthetic process
Cellular component (GO): cytosol; methionine adenosyltransferase complex
Molecular function (GO): ATP binding; methionine adenosyltransferase activity
Source: RefSeq, a predicted model, not a curated record
GAAGUGCUUUUUAGUUAGCAAUUAAGAAUGGAGGCUAGAGGAAGUGUGCAAAAGUAGGAGGUUAACCACACAUGAGAGUCCUAUGAAAGAAGUUUCUGUAGCAGUGCAUAAAAAGCGGUAAAAGCCACACAGUCUUAACCUGUUGAACUUCCAAGGAGCAAACAGGGAGGAGCAAUUAUGUCAGCUGUUUGCACAGGCACAUUAACCUUUCCACUUCACCUUCUGCUUGUGCUUGUUCUGUAGUCCAGUUGCUUCUUGGGUCUUUCUCAUUUGCAAGCUUGUGAAAGAUACGAAGACAUGUCAAUUCACACUGCAAAAAAAGAAAAACGAUUUCUUUUUACCUCAGAAUCUGUUGCUGAAGGACAUUCUGAUAAGAUAUGUGAUCAGAUAAGUGAUGCUGUCGUAGAUGCUCAUCUCAGUAUUGAUCCAGAUGCGAAGGUUGCCUGUGAGUGUGUAGCAAAAACUGGAAUGAUUUUGCUCUGUGGAGAGAUCACAUCCCGAGCUAUAGUAGAUUACCAACAAAUUGUGAGAGAGACCCUUAAGAGGAUAGGAUAUGAUGACUCUUCCAAAGGACUGGACUAUAAGACUUGCACAGUUUUAGUGGCCUUGGAACAGCAGUGUAAAGAGAUCAAGGAUGCUAUCUCCCAUGGCAAGUGUGAUGAUGACAUUGGAGCAGGGGAUCAGGGUUUGAUGUUUGGCUAUGCCACUGAUGAAACUGAGGAAUGUAUGCCCUUAACAAUCCUCCUGGCACACAAACUAACUGCAACUAUAAGGGCUCUGGAACGGAAUGGAACGUGGCCUUGGGUUAGACCAGAUGGGAAAACACAGGUCACAAUGGAAUACAAGGAGUGUAAUGGCAUACUGGAGCCCAUCCGAGUGCACACACUGGUGAUUUCAGUAAAUCAUGCCCCAGACAUAACACUGCAACAAAUACAGAAGGAGCUAAUGGAGAAAGUUGUUAAAAAAGUCAUUCCAGAGAAGUACCUUGAUGAGGACACCAUUUAUCAUCUCCUUCCAAGUGAAAAGUUUAUAGAAGGUGGUCCUAAGACCGAUGCUGGACUGACUGGUCGGAAGAUCAUUGUUGAUACAUACGGAGGCUGGGGAGCCCAUGGUGGAGGUGCAUUCUCUGGGAAAGAUCCCUCCAAAGUUGAUCGUUCUGCAGCCUAUGCAGCUCGCUGGAUUGCAAAAUCUCUGGUGAAAGCUGGUCUCUGUAAAAGGGUACUAAUCCAGCUAUCAUAUGCUAUCGGUCUGAGUUGUCCUCUUGCGAUCUCAGUGUUUCAUUAUGGGACAUCAGACAGAUCUGAAGAAGAACUGCUUGAAAUUGUCCAGAAAAACUUUGAUCUGCGCCUCGGAGCUAUCAUAAGGGAGCUGGAUUUGAAGAGGCCAAUCUAUCAAAAAACAGCAUGCUAUGGGCACUUUGGAAGAGAAGAAUUUACAUGGGAAAUACCCAAAAAGCUUGUGUUUUAAGCUUUUCAAAACAUUUCAUAUUAUUGACAGGGGGAUUAAUAACCAGGACCCUGGACCUUAUCUUUGCCUGAAACUAAUCACAUUUAGUAUGCAUAUGGUCUUGUAGGCAUAAAGCAUAGCAUUAAACUUCAUUAGAAUUUGCUCAAAUUGGUAUUUUCUAUAAAAUAGUAAUGCGGCUUGCUAAUUCUGAAAUGUCAAAAUAAUAAAAUAUUAAAAAAUGUUUUAAUAAAUAGUGGCAUGAAGUUAAAAUGGCAAAGGAUUGCAGAGAUCACUAUACACUAAACUGAUAGCAAUUUCAGUAAGUGGGCAUAUAGUGUCAUUUUAACAAGUCUCAAUUUCACUGUCAUAAGACUUCACCCUUCCAAAGUUAGAGCUUUGUUAAGAAGCUGUGAUGCUUUGUUUCUCAUGGAAGAAGAGCAUUUUGAUGAAAUGUCUUUUGUUAAAUUGAAUGAGGAAAUUAUUUGUUCAGUGGAGGUGUCUGUUAAUCGCUGCUCACUGUCAAACAAACAGAACACAAACAAACAAGCCCCCACAAAACCCCCACGGUGUACUUCAGACAGUAAGAACACAUUCCUGCAAGACUUCUUUCACCUUGCUUUCUGACUUCAGAGUUGAAGACAUUUUCUUCAAGGAAUUGGAUAGAUUACUAAGCUUUCUUUCCCCUUGUCAUUGAUUGGUGUUCCAAAGUAGCCAGGAGUACCACCUGCUGAAGAAAUCCCUAAAUACGGAUUGGAACAGGUACAGUGUACAUUAAGACUCUAGAGAUCCUGUCUAAAAAUUUUAGUGACUUUUCUAAUGACUAGUGAAUUAAUUUUAUUUAUAGAGGUUAGCUAAUUUGCCCUAUGUAAAAAAACUCUUAAAAAACAGAAAAAAAGACAUAUGCCUUGUUUGAAACCAGCAAAUAGAGAAAAGAUACCUGUGCUAAGUUUGUAUUGUCUAGUCCAAAGCCAGACACAAAACUAUUGCUCCACAAAACUAGCAAAAUAAUCUUUUUUUGAAUGAUUGGCGCGUUCUCUCAUUACCAUUCUGGAAAAGAAUGACUGAAACUAGAACCUAAACUGUAAAAAGGGUUCCCAAAUCAGAUAUAAACUUUAACAUGGCAGAUUGCUGAAAAAUUCGCUAAAUUCAAAUGUAGCCUCCAUCCAGGGAUCAAUUGAAAUAUCUUUAUUUAUUUAUUUAUUAAACUUGCUGUUUUAAUAUCAAAUGCAUAGGGUCUUAUUUGAAAUAUGUGGUUACAAUGUAUUAUAAAAAUCUCCCAGUAUAUAGCAGGUCAUAAUCUGCAUAAGAAAAAAAAUUGUAAGAGCACAUCAGAAGAAGAACACAACAGUUUAUGCAUUGGGUUUUGCAACUUCAUCCGCUGUACAGAUAUUCAGCUAACGCAAAGAGCUGCAUGAAUGAAAAAUUUGUACUGCACAAAAUUAUUUGGGUGUAAUGUGGAGGUAUUAGUGGCUGCUCUGAAAAAGAGCUUUUUCAAACAGCGAGUUUGCGUAGGCACUUCCCAAAGAUUGUUAUUCUUGCUGGAUUGUGUGAGGCAGAAUGAAGCCUAAAUCUUUCAAAGGGGCAUGGUUUCACUCAGACCUAGAACAGGCAGUUAGGAAAGAAAAUGAAUGGACAGAAGUGCCAGCUUGGCUGUAAAAGUGCCUUUUGUGUGUUUCUGACCUCAGAAGAAAUGGAGGGUCUCUGCAUGCAAAAUGAAGAUAUUAAAUUAAGAAAGGUCAAACUUCUGUUUGCUUUGUGUGAGGAUUAGUUUUAUGACUCAUGCUUUCAGAGUACAUCACAAGAGCAGUUGCACUAAAAAAUACAAACACUGAAGAAGUAUUUAAUCUUCUCUCUGAGAUGUACUUCUAAAAUAGAUUUUCAUCUGUGCUGAACCUAAUGAACCCUAUCUGGAGCUAUGGAGAUAUUAUUAUAUGUGCCAUUUUUCUAGUUAUAUUUUGGAUAAAUGCAAAAUAGAAUGCGAAUUCAGUGCUAUUUAAUUAAUUUAAUCCCUAAGAAGCUGAAAGCAAUUACUGGAAUGG